Messenger RNA from Camelus dromedarius (Arabian camel), 3739 nucleotides. It is a transcript of the gene DDAH1, whose product is annotated as dimethylarginine dimethylaminohydrolase 1. Gene Ontology annotation, molecular function: amino acid binding; dimethylargininase activity. The coding region runs from base 20 to 877 and encodes 285 amino acids. Gene Ontology annotation, biological process: arginine metabolic process; positive regulation of nitric oxide biosynthetic process. The transcript has 6 exons. Lineage: Eukaryota; Metazoa; Chordata; Mammalia; Artiodactyla; Camelidae. The record is from RefSeq and is a predicted model, not a curated record.
GCCGCCGCCGCCCUCAGCCAUGGCCGCGCUCGGCCACCCCGCCGCCUUCGGCCGGGCCACCCACGUCGUGGUGCGGGCGCUGCCCGAGUCCCUCGGCCAGCACGCGCUGAGGAGCGCCAAGGGCGACGAGGUGGAUUUCGCCCGCGCCGAGCGGCAGCACCAGCUCUACGUGGGCGUGCUGGGCAGCAAGCUGGGGCUGCAGGUGGUGCAGCUGCCGGCCGACGAGAGCCUCCCGGACUGCGUGUUCGUGGAGGACGUGGCCGUGGUGUGCGAGGAGACGGCCCUCAUCACCCGCCCCGGGGCGCCGAGCCGGAGGAAGGAGGUUGACAUGAUGAAAGAAGCGUUAGAAAAACUUCAGCUCAAUAUAGUAGAGAUGAAAGAUGAAAAUGCAACCCUGGAUGGUGGAGAUGUCUUAUUCACAGGCAGAGAAUUUUUUGUGGGCCUUUCCAAGCGGACAAAUCAACGAGGUGCGGAAAUCUUGGCUGAUACUUUUAAGGACUAUGCGGUCUCCAUGGUCCCUGUGGCUGACGCUCUGCACUUGAAGAGCUUCUGCAGCAUGGCCGGGCCUAACCUGAUCGCGAUCGGGUCCAGUGAAGCUGCACAGAAAGCCCUCAAGAUCAUGCAACAGAUGAGUGACCACCGCUACGACAAACUCACUGUGCCUGACGACACGGCCGCAAACUGUAUAUACCUAAAUAUCCCCAGCAAAGGCCACGUCUUGCUGCACCGAACCCCAGAAGAGUAUCCAGAAAGUGCAAAGGUUUAUGAAAAGCUGAAGGACCAUAUGCUGAUCCCCGUGAGCAAUUCUGAACUGGAAAAGGUGGACGGGCUGCUUACCUGCUGCUCGAUUUUUAUUAACAAGAAGGCAGACUCCUGAGCCGCUGCCCCUCCCUGGUAGCCGGCAAUCCUGCACUCAUAAGGCCGAUAACUGUACCCACUCCUAUCGUUCUCAUUGACAAUCUCCUAGGCCACUGUGCUACUAACUCUGGUUCACAAUUCUAGUUUGAUUGCUUCGUUCUGCACCUCCCCCACCCCCCACUCCCCUCGCGGUGGUACCUAAACUGUGGAUUUGCUAAAUGAAUUAAGCAAUCUAGAAAAUCUGGAGCUACUGAAUAACUGAAAUGGGAUUAAUAAUAGUAAACGCUGAAGAAUGUCUUCUUGAUCAGUCAGAUAAGCUGGGGGUGAUUUUCUGCAGACCACUAAUCAUCUUUGGUUCCUGUGAAAUUCCCUGGUCCAUGGACCCUCCCCUUUUCCCUCUUUUUUUCUUCUGAAGUCUGAAACUUUCCCACAUCCCACAUCUCUCACAGUCACCUUGACCUUGGGUAGAAUCUGGGGUCUUGCCUUCCGCAUACCUUCCCGCAGGUCGACCCUGCCUGCCAUCAGUCUUCUCGGCCUCCUGGCUACAUCUUCUGCCACCACCACCACCCUACCCCAGAGAGUCAAACAGACCCCUCAGCAGAACCAUGACUAAACUCAGAACGGCCGUUGAUGGGAGAACUAAUUGCACAGAGGCUCAUCUUGAGGGGGUUCGCCCCAGGGAUGGAAACUGCACAAGCAGUCAGGCACCAUACCUAAGAAGGUGAAUUCAGCACCGGAUGGUUGCUGGGGGACUGUAGAUCCGGAAACUGGGAAACACCCCAUGAGCACAACACUUCAGAGAGUCUUUAAGUCACAUUCCAUGAAUGUUUGCUUCAUUACUGGCCAUACACAGACCUUGGGGAAUAGUCUUUAUUUUUUUCUUUCAACUCACUUCCAUUUCCCCUCAUUGUGACUCACCCUACGUCCACCUUUCUACCUUCUGCAAGUUUCCUGAUCUACACAGUUAUUUCUUUCAAGCAAGACAUCGCAUCUAAAAAUGACUAUUGGUGUCCUGCCCGUUCAGGAAGUGAUAGGCUUGGUGCUUGAAACCAACCGCAGACAAUGGACAAUUCUCUGAAAUAUCCAUGAAUCUUUACAGUGGAAUUCAAUUAAAACUUCUUUCCUUUCUAGUCAUCAAAUUACACAACCUUAAAUUGACACAAAUCUCUUAACAAAGAACAAUACCGCAGAGAAGGGAGAGGUGGCUGUCUUCUAAACCUGAAAGAAUCAGCCUUUUAGCUGGCCAGGGACAUGGCACUUCCCAAGGAAUGGUGACUGAUCCAGGCAUGUUAUCAAACUUCCCAAUCAUCUCCACCUUUCCUGUGUUGCCUAUGGCUUGUUGUUUAAGAUGAAGAAUCAGGGAGAUUAAGAAAUGUUACUUGCAGUCUUGCUCUGCUCACCUACGUGUUUGUAAUCAAACCUUCCUUAUGUUUGGUGACCAAGAGAGAACACCUUCACUCAUUUCAUCUCCCCCCAAGCAUAUGGAAGUGAUCAACCUCUGAGCAAACCAAGACGUCCUUAACCACUAUCUUUUCUAUUUGUUUGAUGAUUUUAUGUCAGAAUUUGAAGAAAUUCCUUCUCCUCCUUCUCUUUCUUUUUGCUUGACUUUAAAAUUCAUAUCACAUGCAGACAUCUAAUUUUAUGCGCCCUAUGACUGAGACAUACCUUGGUCACUCUCAUAGUUCCAACCCUCUCACCAUGGGAGAAUAGGGAAUAGUAUGUUUAUGCCAGAGAGAGAAUGACUGUUGCCCACACGCCCAAGUUAAUAAAGAAAAAAUGUCCUCCGCAGUUAUGGCUGCCCUUUUGGGUUAAAUUCUGCCCUAUGCUGGCAGAAGCAGAAAUCCUCCCUGUGAGAGUUCAGCAUCUCAAAAACAACCACAGGAGAACUGUAUUUUAGGCUUAAUGGCCGUCUUUAGGCACAUACUUUUCAAUAUCUUGAUUGCACUCAUUCUCAGUUAAAGAACUGUUCUCUAUUAUGUUUAGUUAGUUGCAAAUGAGUAGACUUCCCUUUUGAACAACUUGUUCUACAGAAGGCUGUUUUUUCACUCUUCCUUUCCUUUCCUUCUUUCUAUCUUUCCUUCCCUGUGUCUCAAGAAAUCACUUAGAAUCUAUGUGCCUCUUCUGCAGACUCUUACUCUGCACUGCUGUGUCACCGACAAGGCUGGCUUCUUUGGGCUCUCUCUGUGAUAUGAUCAUGUGAAAACCUAAAAUAUCUGCAGCAGAGUAGUGGUAUUUCUUCGAUGUACUCAUCAGCAUAAUGUGAUCUUUGAAGAAAAGAUGUUACCCCGUUACAUAGGCUCCCCUCUUGUCCGUUGUGACUUACAAGGAUAAACUAACAGAAACUACUGUUUGACAUUAUAAAGACAUUAGACAUUGUAUUUAAAUACGUAAACUUGAGUCGGAAUUAGUUGGUCAGUAAGAUUCAACUUAAUAAGGACAAUACAGAAAGAGUACAUGCUUUAACAUGAUUUCAGCUGUGAUGGAUUGCUAUAGAAAUCAGCGGGCAGAUCGCUCUACUGCGUAUUGAUUGCUCUUUUAAGCUACAGUGAACAGAUUACUAAGGCCAUCUCUUCAUCUCGAAGGGGGGAAAUAGUCUAGAUGAGCAAUGUGACUUAUAUAGAGUUGCAUGUUAGACUUUGCAAUUAGUUACGCUUUAACAUUCUACAGACAUGAUUUCCACAUGGUGUUAGAUUCGUGCAUUUUUAUCUUACCAGCCAUCUUGUUGCAGCCAGUGUAUGGUUAUCCACUCCACGUGCCAAAACCAGUAAUGCCUUCCACGGCCUCUUAGUCCAGAGAAGUUCCGCACUGAUUUUAGUCUCUUGCUGUCCUGUUCCUACAAGUAUACCAAUCAUGAUGGAAUAAAGUGUGAGUUGUACUGUGA